GGCUACCCCGCCUACGUGUCAAUCAAGGCCAUUGAAAGUCCCAAUAAAGAUGAUGAUACGCAGUGGCUGACUUACUGGGUUGUGUAUGGUGUUUUCAGCAUAGCAGAAUUCUUCUCUGAUAUCUUUCUGUCCUGGUUCCCUUUCUAUUACAUGCUGAAGUGUGGCUUUCUGCUCUGGUGCAUGGCUCCGAGUCCCUCUAAUGGAGCAGAGUUCCUCUAUCACCGAAUCAUCCGGCCUUUUUUCCUGAAGCAUGAGGCUCAGUUGGACAAUGUUGUCAAAGACUUGAAAGACAAGGCUGCAGAGACUGCAGAUACCAUUGCUAAAGAAGCCAAGAAAGCAACAGUGAACUUGCUGGGUGAAGAGAAGAAGAGCACUUAAAACUUUUAACUGGAUAAAGAUUCCCACCACCUCUAUUACGAAGCUUGAUGUUAUGGGGAUCUGUGGUAUAAUUUUAAUAAUGUUGCCUUGAAAAUGUUUUAAUAUAUUAAAGGAAUGUGCUAUAAGUUUGCUUGCUAGUUUGCUGUUGUCUGCAUAGAAUUCAUGCAUUUUUAUUUAAAAGUAAUGCAGCGGGCAGCAUCUGAAAUUUAAUGAAAAUAUUUUAUCAAUCUUCAUGAAAAAGUCUUACAGUAAUCAACUUCUCCAGUAACAUAAAUAAAAAGUAUAUAUCUCAGAGGCUCUACACUUCAGUUGUCUCUUUGUGCAUGUAAUUACUUUCAACAUUGACUGUGUUGCAUCUAGUAACGUGACAUUAUUUUAGAAGGAAAAUAUUCAUCUGAACAGAUUUUCUGGAAUAUACAGAGAAUUACUGAGAGAGCUGGUGUAGCAAAUUUAUUCCUUGCUAGUAAAGUUAUGGGUGAUGAUAGGCAUCUCAUGAUAGAGACUAUGUAAUGUUGCAUGUUUCAGUAUAACAUAAUAUUUACUACAGUGUUCAUUUUCUUGAAUGGAUAGAUACAAAAUGUGGGAAGAGUAGUUUUAUUCAAGAGAUCAAGCUUAUAUUAGUGUGGGGUUAUUUGCCAGACAUGGAUGCAUUACCCUGCAGAAGAUAAGCACAAGAUGAUUAAAGAUGGCAUGUACUUGCUAUCUCUUUCUAAAUAAAGUUGUCACCUAAAAUUGUAAAUGGAGUGCCUCUAUCACACUUCAAAGCGUAAACCACCUUGUUUCUACAGUCCUCUUAAGUUUUUACUGCCUUAGGUGUUGGUCUCCAGAACUGCACUGUUAGUGGAUCACCCUGCAGUCUCCCCAGGCUUUUUGUGCACAUUAACAUCUGCAGACUGUUCUGAUUGUCUAAGAAAACUUUGUAUGAGCAGUGAAAAUUCCUGAGUAGACAGAUUUUACAGAUUUCUUCAUGUAUUCAUGACCAAUUGGUAAGAAUGGAGCUAAAAUAAAGAGAAUAAAGAGCUUU
This is a messenger RNA of Meleagris gallopavo (turkey), 1402 nucleotides long. The record is from RefSeq and is a predicted model, not a curated record. Lineage: Eukaryota; Metazoa; Chordata; Aves; Galliformes; Phasianidae.